Magnusiomyces paraingens is the source of this 1167-nucleotide messenger RNA. RefSeq lists its product as uncharacterized. The record is from RefSeq and is a predicted model, not a curated record. The transcript has a single exon. Bases 1 to 1167 code for a protein of 388 amino acids. NCBI's taxonomy places the organism in Eukaryota, Fungi, Ascomycota, Dipodascomycetes, Dipodascales, Dipodascaceae.
AUGAUGUUCAAAGCCUUUGCUCUUUCUGCCGCUCUUGCUGGCUCCGCUUACGCUAAGGCUAAUGCCCUCCCUGAAGCCUAUGCCAUUGCUAUGGCCAAUCCUCAACUUCCUGGCUCUUCCUACCAAUGCCAUUCUUACUGUGGCAAUGCCAUCAUCCAAGGCCGUGAGUGCGCUGAUGGUGAUGCUACUUGUCUCUGUGCUGCUGACUCCGGGUUCAUGCAACUCAUUCCUGACUGUAUGGCCUGCGCUGACACUUUAUGGUCUGCAUAUGGAUCUUACUUGACACCCUUCCUCAACACAUGUAACAUUGCUCUUACUCCUGGUACUUACUCUAUUCUUGCAACAUCGGCCGCUGCUGCCACUUCAUCGGCUGCUGCUGCCACUACGACACCUGAGACCAGCUCUGCGGCCCCCACUUCUUCAGCAGCUCCUACAUCUACUGAGGCACCCAAUUCAUCUGCUGCACCCACAUCCUCUGCUGCUCCUACUUCCUCUGUUGCUCCCACUUCUUCAGCUGCUCCUACCUCAUCAGCGGCUCCUGCCUCAUCUGCAGCUCCUACAUCUACUGAGGCACCCACUUCAUCUGCUGCUCCCACAUCCUCUGCUGCUUCCACCUCCUCUGCUGCUCCUACCUCCUCUGCUGCACCAACCUCCUCUGCUGCUUCUUCCUCAUCUGCUGCUCCCACAUCCUCUGCCGCUCCUACCACCUCAAAGGCCCACUCUUCUGCUUCUUCUGCCGCUCCAUUCACCAAUGGUACCCACACUCAAUACACCACUCUUACUUCCUUCUCCAAGUCUACCAUUACUGCUACUGUUACUGUCUGCGAGGAAGUGUGCUCCACCAAAGUUACUGAAAGUGUUGUUACCGUGACUAUCUGCGAGACUCUUCCCGUCACUGAGGCCACCACUGCACCUACUGCCAAGCCCACCGCUUCUACUAUCAUCUCUACUUCUACUGUCCAGGAAGUCAAGCCCACCGCUUCUGCUACCAUCUCUACUUCCACUGUCCAGAAAGUCAAGCCCACUGCUUCUGCUACCAUCUCUACUUCCACUGUCCAGGAAGUUAAGCCCACUACAUCCACUAUUCUCCCUCAAGUUAACGGUGCUUCCCGUUGGGAGAUUGGCUUCGGUGCUGCUGUCGCCGCUGGUAUUGCCGCUCUCAUCUAA